Messenger RNA from Eruca vesicaria subsp. sativa (arugula), 1413 nucleotides. The record is from the annotation of a GenBank genome assembly. Lineage: Eukaryota; Viridiplantae; Streptophyta; Magnoliopsida; Brassicales; Brassicaceae.
AAACCAUUCAUACUUGGCUUUUUAUGCAUCCAUUUCAAAAUACAAGAAAGCUUAACGCCGACUCUCUGAAGCAUCCAUCUCUCUUGUCUUUUUAUUUGUUCAAAAAUCUAUGGAGAGCACAGAUUCUUCCGGUGGUCCGCCGCCGCAGCCAAACCUUCCUCCUGGUUUUCGAUUCCACCCAACCGAUGAAGAACUCGUGAUCCACUACCUCAAACGCAAAGCAGAUUCUUCUCCUUUACCCGUCGCCAUCAUCGCUGACGUCGAUCUCUACAAACACGAUCCGUGGGAACUCCCUGAGAAGGCUUUGUUCGGAGAACAGGAAUGGUAUUUUUUCAGUCCACGAGAUCGGAAAUAUCCAAACGGAGCUAGACCGAACAGAGCUGCUACUUCCGGUUAUUGGAAAGCGACCGGUACAGAUAAACCGGUGAUUUCAACCGGUGAUGGUAAUAAAAAAGUUGGAGUUAAGAAAGCUCUUGUCUUCUACACUGGGAAGCCACCAAAGGGAGUUAAAUCAGAUUGGAUCAUGCAUGAGUAUCGCUUAGCUGAUAAUAAACCUAGUCACAUAUGUGACUUCGGUCACAAGAAAAACUCUCUCCGGCUUGAUGAUUGGGUGUUGUGUCGGAUCUACAAGAAAAACAAUAGUACAUCAUCCCGACAUCAUCAUCAUCAUCAUCGUCUGGAUAACGAUCAUCAUCAUUUUCAUCAUGACAUGAUGAUCGAUGAUGAUCUUUACCGUCUUCCUCUGUCGGUUCCUGGUCAAAAUGUCUCAAGAAUGAAUCUUUUCCCGGCGGUUUUCUCCGAUAACAAUGAUCCGGCGGCUAUAUACGACGGAGGAGGCGGCGGAGUCACUUACUCGAUGAAUCAAGGUUUUGCUUCAUCGUCUGGUGUGAAGCCGGAGCUGUUACUUUCAUCGACGGCGAAUCCAAAUAUUACGAUGCCGUUUUGGGGAGAGGGAAAUCAAGAUCCGGGUAGGAGGUUUAACGGCGGCGUUGGGGAUUGUUCAAACAUCGUCUCUUCGGUGGCGGCGCCGUCAUUAAUGCAGCAGCAAGGUGGGGUUUUGGGGGAUGGUUUAGACAGGACCUCGUACCAAUUAACCGGUUUAAAUUGGUUAUCUUAAUUUUAUUGCCGGUCGGUUCGGUUUACAUAUUUUGAAGAUUUGGGUAUACAGUUUGGGUAGGUUGGGGAAUUGGUUACGGUUGAUUGUUAUUGUAUAGGGUUUAGAACGAAGGAGAUUAAAGAGAUUAGGAGGUGAGGCGACAUAUAGAACAUACAAGUUAAUUUUAUUUUCUUCUUAUGAUUAUUGUUUGUUAUUCACUAAACGUAUCGUUGAUUAUACGUAGAUAUUUCAUGUUUGUAUAUUUGUAUAAUUGAUGCAUGUUAAAAUAAAUUAACGGUUGUAGAUAUUAGUGUGUA